Nematostella vectensis (starlet sea anemone) is the source of this 8097-nucleotide messenger RNA. RefSeq names its product delphilin. The record is from RefSeq and is a predicted model, not a curated record. The transcript is spliced from 26 exons. Gene Ontology annotation, biological process: actin filament polymerization. Gene Ontology annotation, molecular function: microtubule binding; actin binding. Gene Ontology annotation, cellular component: cytoplasm; actin filament. The coding region runs from base 763 to 6864 and encodes 2033 amino acids. Lineage: Eukaryota; Metazoa; Cnidaria; Anthozoa; Actiniaria; Edwardsiidae.
CUUCGCGCGUCAAAUCUCUUUACGCUACUGGUGAAAGAUGGAUCAAAAUGGCGUCUUCCAUGUUUACAAAGGGCUAAGGGCUAAGGACAAACAGUUUGGAUAGUUCUGGCAAGCUUUGGGGACUCAAAGCUUUCGUAAUGACGCGAAGGAAUGCUAUGUAAAUUUUUAUUGUAAUCAAAGUACCGGAACGGCUGAUUUGCAUAACCAAACUGUGUCAAUGAUCGAAGGAAGCUGCCAAAGUUUUGGUCAAAUAGUGCGAAGUUGAAGAACAAAAAACUCAUUGAACGGCAAAUAGGAAAACACAUUGGGGUUGAAAUUCACUGGGGAGUUCUACCUUAGGAGGUAGCUUUGGUCUUGUGCACCGAAAGCUGUUUUUUUUCGUCGAGAUCUAGGUCACUGGUCGUUCGUUGUUGCUUGGUUUCGGCGUCCUUGCGAAACCUUAUCUUCGUUGUUUUUGUUACUGUAAAAUCUCCACUGUCAUCCAUGCUAUCUACACCAAGAACAAAAACUAUGGCGAAUUAAGAGAGUUUUAUAUCACAAAAGUUGUCUUAAGCGAUUUAUGUGAGCUGAGUUUCAAGCGGGGAGAUAGACGCGAGACGGGCGUCGAAAUGUCAUUUCGCGGCUAACACGAAGGCACAAGACCGAUAAACUACUAAAGGAAUUAGUAACUUUGUAAGGCUAACACAAAACCGUCAUAAUCCGGGAUCGGAAAGCUACAACAGUUAAUAGUUUUAGAGCUAUUUGGAUUUAAAUAUACGGACGAUGUUGAGAAAUAACGAAAGAUGGCCCGAAGCGUUUGGCUUCAAAAUUGGAGGCAAAGCUCCGGUUGUCAUUAUUUCUGUACAAGAUAACUCGAUCGCUGAGCGGGCUGGCUUGCAAGCAGGUGAUCAAAUACUUGAACUAAACGGAGAAAAUGUUCAAGCUUUAACCAAAGACCAGAUCGUUCUCUUAGCGAGGCGAUCGACCCGUGUUCCCCCCGCGCUGGCGGUCAUAUCUCGGAUUCGAACGUUUGAUCUACGGCGAAGAAGGGGACGGUUCGGUUUUACCGUUCGCGGUAGUGGACCUGUGUUUGUUAAUGAUGUGGAACCAAGAAGCCCUGCUUUUACUGUGGGAAUGAGGACCGGAGAUCUUGUUCUUAAAGUUAAUGGGGUUAGCGUGAGACACGCAAAUGCCGAACAAGUCCAGCAAGUCGUGGAGGCAUGCGGACCAAUAGUUUCUGUUGUGCUAAUUGCUGGCGCACAAUCUAUCGGAGAAAUGGAUAAGAAAGGGAAAUCUGGAACCUCUUCUGCUAAAUAUCGGAGAGCUCGAGACUUCUAUCUCCAAAUGAAUUAUUAUCUGCCUGGAGACAGUGUGAAGAAAGGAAGAUUGAUCAAGGCAUUGAACAAGUACGCUCGCGACCGUCACAUAGAGCAUCUGUGUAAGGCGCUGGUUGGGAUUCUACAGACGCACAUUGAGAGGAAACUGCUAAGAGAAAUCAGAUUUUUGAUCCCUAACAAACACAAGCCACAGUUCGAUGUCAUGGUUGGUAUGAACUCAGAACUCAAGAGGCCACACCACCCUGUCAGUGCAAUGCCAUUUGACAGCUUAUCACGCUCAUCAACCACUGAUGAUUUUGACUUUGGUGAAUCUGCCCAAUUCAGGACUUGGUCUUCUGCUAGCAGUUUUCAAAGUCAGUAUAGUAAUCAGAAGGGAGGAAUAAAUGCUGAUCCGCCAAGGAGUGUUCCUAUAAAGAGGGGUGGCCCAGGGGCGGGGUUUGGGUUCACCCUUACUGGUAAUGCCCCGGUGUGUGUGCGAUCGGUGGACAAAGGUAGUCCAGCAGCGCAAGCCAGGCUCAAACCUGGGGAUCACAUUUUGGAAAUCAAUGGACUCAAUGUCAGGAAUAAAACUCAUGCACACGUUGUAGAACUCCUGAAAGGGAGUGGCUCCCAGCCAACGCUCCUGGUACAAUGGCGCCCAAUGAGUGCCCUCAAGAAUCACUCCUCUGCAUCGUCUAUCAGCUCGCGCUCCGUCACCUUCGAUGCCGAGGAUAACAGGCCAGGAUCCGCCCUUUCGAGAUCUUCAACAUUGCGCACUGACCAGCUGGUGUCGAGGCGGCCCAGGGAAGACCCCCAGAUGGUCAAGAUUCUGGCCAGGGAAUUCAAGAUCCAUAUGAAUCGAUUGUUCACAAGCGGAGAGCAGAAGUACAUCAAGCAAUGCCUUAUGGAUUAUCGACGAGACAGGGACGUGGAGAAGCUGUUAGGAUCCAUCGAACCAGUCCUUGACGACCCAGACAAGCUACACAUCCUGCACUACCUGAGCAGCCUUCUUCCCGAGAUCGAACAACUUGCUUUUGACAGGGAGGCAGCACGUGUCUUCUCGCGGCGAGCAGAGAAUGGCCCGUUGCCGAGUGUGAAUACCAAUGAUGCUGACGUCAUCGAUGUGCUGUACCGAGUGCAGGGCAUGAAACUGACAGACGUGCCUCGCGAGAGAAACCUUAUUGGUGGCUCAGCCUUGUCGAACUACCCGGAUGAAGAGUGGCCGACACAGGGUGCCCGCUCCCGAUGGAACAAUAACUCAUCUGGUGCGGAUCUGGACAUGGUACCUGUACGGGAUAAUUCCAGGAACGGGGUGAUGAUGAAUGGUGGUGAUCAUGACGGGGACGAUGACGAAGAGCUGGAUUUGGGUCUAGAGGAACUCGCUGACGCAUUACUAGAAGAGGACCGUAAAAAGGCCGCUGCCCAGAUGCAAACGCAGGCCCAAGUUCACAGCUCCGGCCCCAGGCGAGCGCGACCAGGAUCGACUGGGGAGCCUGGUAUUACGGCCACAACGUCUGAAGAUUCUCGAGAAGCGCCAGAAGGCGGUUUCGAAAGUAUAUCUGGGAGUCCUGGGGGGAGUUCCACAGAGGCUGGUACUGGGCCCUCUCGUGAAGAGCUAGAGCGAGACCUUGAGUCGCGCAAGAAAGAAGUGAAUCAGUACAAGAAGAUCAUCAACGAACAGCAGCAGGAGCUCGCCAAGAGUCGCCCGCUAGAUGGUGAAGAUUCUGGGAGCCAGCCAAGCAAACCGAGCUUCAGUAAUGAUCUGGCGUCCGCCGUGAAAGCGAGAAACAAGGAUGACGAGGACGAAAAAGCCUCGAAGAGCGAGGCAGCAAAGCCUCCACCACCUCCCCCUCCGGGAGGGGCAGGACCUCCGCCACCGCCACCCCCUCCCCCUCCAGGGCUUCCUGCCCCACCACCACCCCCAGGGUUACCAGGUGUGGAUGGCCCGGAUGGAGGUCGCAUGCAACUGAAGCGAGUGAACUGGGAAAAGCUGAGCGGAGUUGGCCUGGAGAACACUGUCUGGGCACAGCUCGGUCGAAACGAACGCCUCGAUAACGUGAUUGAGUUUAUGGAGCUUGAUCAGAACUUUAGCACUAUACAACAAACCAAAGAAAAAGAGCCGAAGAAACCCGAGAAGCCUCAAGUCCUUGGACCUAAAAAGGCUUACAACAUCUCGAUAUUGCUGGGUCAUCUCAAGAAGUCGGCGGAGGAGAUCAAGGAGGCGAUUAUGCAGAUGGAUGAUAGCAAGUUGAACGAGGCGCAUUUGAGACAGCUACUGAUGUACGCACCGGACAGCACGGAGUUGCUGAAGUACAAAUACUUUGCUGACGACGUGUCGAAGAUGGAUGUUGCUGACAUAUUUUCAUUUGAGAUGAGCAAAGUACCUUACUAUAACCAGCGCCUUAAAGCCAUGUUGUUCAGAGCUCAGUUUGACGACAAGUGUGACGAGGUGAAACCCGACCUGGAAGCCGUCAUCGACGCCGCUGCCGAGCUCAGGACGAGCGACAAGCUUCAAAGGGUUCUAGAGCUUGUGCUGAUGACCGGUAAUUACAUGAACAAGGGAAACACUCGUAUCGCGGGCGCACAAGCAUUCAAGAUCAGCUAUCUCACCAAGCUGAAUACUACGAAAACGACAGAUAAUAAAUCCACUCUGCUGAACUUCUUGGUACAAAAGAUUGAGGAAAGAUGCCCUGAGCUUCUUGAUGUCAAAGAUGACCUUAGGACAGUUCCUAUUGCUGCAAAAGUUUCUGGCCAGCUUUUGGCGACGGAAGUACAGGAUCUUAGUCGUCGAAUGAAGGGAAUCAAAGACGAUUUGAUAUCAUUCCAGGCUUUGGCUUCACAGAAGGAGGAGGACCGCUUCACCGAAGUUGUUAUUAACAUCAUCGAGGAGACUGAGGGUAAACUGGAGGAGCUGCUUGACCUGCAGAAGAAGAUGAACGAAGACUUCAGAGACGUCGUCAAGUUCUUCGGCGAGAAGGAUUCCAAGAUGACUACCGAGGAAUUCUUUGGCAUCUUCGCUGCUUUCUUGGUUCAUUUCAAUAUGGCUGUUAAUCAUAACAUCACGAAGAAAAAGCUACAAGAAGAGCAGGCAAAGCGCGAGGAGAGAAACAAGUUAUUCAAGGAGCUAAAGCAACGGAAGAUAAGCGUCGACGAAGAAGUGGAACAAGCGAAAGACGAGUUAAUGAAGUCCCUAGAUGCCAGACGACCAAAGUCAAACGACCAAGCGACGACCAUUUCGCCGACCACUGCGAUCACGUCAGAAAACCAGGCGAACGGGCUUUCUAAUCAACCAUCGAGAUAUGAUCAAGGCCAACUCUCCACAAGAAUAGUAGUAUCAAAAUCACCAAGGGAAGAGCUAGUCUGCAAAGACUCAAGUCAAGCACUAAGCCAAUCACCGUCACUGAAACCCAUAAAACCGGUCAAUCCGGUCAAACCAGAAAGUUCUAAACCGGAAGUUCCAGUCUCACCGAGAGAGUUUUUCGCGCGAAAGGAGUCGAACCAAAGCACAACGCUGCCACGUUCACCGCCCAAGCCUGUUAAUCGGGCUGUUGAUAGUCAGAAGUCAGAAGUCCCUGUCUCGCCUAGGGAAUUCUUCGCAAGGCAAGAUUCGGCCCAACGAAUCGGUCAGUCAUCUUCGCCUCCUAAACCUGUCAAACCGUCAACUAAACCGGUUGUACCUGUAAAACCUGUCAAACCUCCUUCGCCAAUCAAGCCUAAACCCCCAAUUCCUAGUUCUAAACCCGCGAGAAGAGGAAGUGGUUCCAAUAAUAAUAGCGAUGACGCUGGCGUGGGGAUAUACUCCGAGGCUUCUCCCACAAGGAAUAAUGAGAUCAAUUACCAGAGACAAAAAGAAACUAAUCCUGAUAUUCCGCUUAGUAUCGGAGGUGCCUCUAUAGACACCAGUCCGCAGAAUUUCAAGAACAACAAGUCUGCAUUCCAGUCUGGGACAAGCAGUGGAAAGCCUCCGUAUGUCUACGCAAAACCGGACAUGUCCAAGAAAACGCCGAAACCGGUUAAACCAGCCUUGAAAGAGAAGGCAGAGCCCUCUCCCCCUCCUCCUCCUAGGUUGUACGAAGACGAACCAACAUCGCCUAAUGUAGAUCCAGGGCCUCCUACAUUUAAACCACCCGAUCCUCCUACUGCAGCAAAGACUUUGCCUUCAUCGAUCAAGUCUUCGACGCAGCCGAUCAAGUCUUCGACGCAGUCGUCUAAACGAAGUCAAUCUGAAUAUCAGGAUACUGGACCUCCGAAUUUCAAACCUCCCCCUCCCCCAGGGUCUCACAAACACGGCUCCCUACCCCUCCCACUCGAAGAUCCACUAAUCAAAGGCCGUUUCACCCCACCGCCGGAAUUCCAAUCAGACGGUAACACUAUGGGAUAUACUGAGGUUUUUCCCAAAGUUUCUCCAAAGAGUAAUGAUCACAGUGGUCAACAUAGCGAGGUCGUGCCACAUCCGAUGAUUACACCGUAUUCUAGUGUCGAUGUGGCGAGCUCGACGCCUCCGCCGGCCAACUUUGAUAACGAUUACGAAGAAGUCGUGGUUAGAAAAAAGCCUACGAAGCCAACACCGUAUAAACCGACCGAAAGCAAAGCUGAGGAGUUCGUCGUGCCUCCUUUAUUCUCGCGUGGUUUUAGCGAAGACGUUCAAAGUCCGGAUGAGGAUUCAUCCUACGAGGUGACGUCACCACGAUUCCCGCAAACUCCGCUGUCACCCAAGCUUGCCUCAGCGCAGAUUCUGACAAACGAUGACGACAGUUCGAUCAAGAGAAGUUACAGACCGCCUACCCCUCCUGCCAGGUAUAGAGCGCGGGAUGAUACUCCUGAGCAACAACCGCCUCCGCCACCGAGGACGACCUCCGUUCGGGACGACACGGACAUUGAUAAGAUCAUAUCUAAAGCCUUGUCUAAGGAACUAAAGCCCGACCUUGAUGAUAUCCCUGUGCGUGAUAUUCACCCAACGGUGAAUAACAAGCCAUAUUCACCCGUCAAACCGCCAUUGCCUGUCAAGCCGGAUGUGAGUAGCACCAAGCGAUCGCAACCAAAGAUUGGGUCAUCCGCACUGCUUCCUAAGGCGUUCGGGGUCCCACGUGAUAGGUCACCGUCCAAUGAGAAGCCGAGCUAUGGCCCCACCAAUGGUUGGUCGUAUACUAGCGGCAAACCUACGCAGGAACGUCGAGAUUCGCUCGAAGGAAUAGAAAUCGUUCCACCCCCUCCCCCUAGUGACGUUAUCGAAACCCGUGUAGGGGAUCUACGGGAUGAGUUGCGACCUAUCAAUCUCCCCUCUGCUAGUAAUCCAAGCCCUGUCCCCCCUCCCCCACCGUCCGUGCCGCCGCCAUCAUUACCACUAGAUGGAAUGGACUUCCACGGAAUGGACUCGGCGGAAAUACAGAAAGGUCUCGUGAAUGGAUUCGAAUUGAGUUCUUAUGGAUCUGACGAGGACGAUUUUACGCCUCCACCCCCCUUGCCACCAGGUGAUGGAUAUGAGUUUCAGGGGGUGCCACCUCCUCCUAUGGAGUUCGUAGAGGAGAGAAUGAAACCUCUUGUUCCUCCGUUGCGGAAACAGAGAUAGCAACAAGCUUAGACGUGUAUCAAAAUCGAAUAAUAUGAAGCCAAACUGCAGGUGAAAUAGUUCAAGUAAUGCAUAAAUAUAUACCGAUGCUUGGCCAAGAACAUUUCGCUUUUUUUUGCGUUUUUCAGUAUACUGCAAAAUUAGUUUAGAAUUUCAUUCGACAAACUGCAUUACGGCUUCCCCCAAUCAAAAGUCUGGAGGGUUUGUAUUGGCUAAUACUUAAAUGGUUUCCGAAUACACCUCAUCUCAAAAGGCGUUUACCAAUGAAUGCGUUGGAAAUCGAAUAUUGUUGACCGAUGUAAAAGAAAAAAAAAUCGUUUUAGGGAGUUCGCAGAAUACUCAAAAUUGCAGUAAAUGAGGGCUAGAUUAACUUCUAAACCUGCGUUUCACUUAAAGCUGAUUUAGACAUCACGAUUUAGUCGUAGCGACCUGUCUGCGACACUACGACUUUCGUAAUCGAGCAUCAUUUAAACUCGAGUUGUAGAAGUGUCUCAUGUAAAUCGUGCUGUCUGAAUCAGCCUUAACGAAGACAGCGGAGACGUCAGAGCUUACGCGUCUGUGAAAAUCCGCGAGAUAGAGAAGGAAAGAAAGGAACCGUUCGUUUCUUUUUCUCCGCUUUUUCUCCGUCUUCGGAUAUUUGCUUAUUGAAAAUGGCCUUUUAGAAGCCGCUAAGAACUGUAAACGGGUUACCCGCUUGUUGCCAAACUAGUAGAGAACUGGGAUUGAAAAUAAUAUUGUGUGAAAAUACUCAACUGUUUUCAAAUUAUCUAAAUUGCAAAAGAAAAUAGAGAUAGAAUUUAGAUAUUUACCCAAAAUGCAUAGAAAAUAUAGAUUACAACAGUAACCAAAUUCCUGCAUUUGACGAUGACGUCUUUAUCUUAGCUGUGUGUCAAGCAUUAAAAAUGACGUUAUAACCAUGCCAAGGAUGACGCUAGGAGUCUUCGUCGAUGACGUCUUUUUUCAGUUCUAUGUCACGUAUUUGCCCAUGAUUUUCUUUUUCUGGCGUCGGUUGUAAUAUAGUAAUCACUAAAUGGUAGAUUUGGUUUAAUGUGUUGUAAGAUAUUGCUAGAUAAGGUAGCAGCAAUUUUUAGGAGAAUAUUAUGCAGUGUGAAUAGUUUAAUUAUGGCUAGUAUGAAUAAUAAUAAUAUCGCCACCUAAAGCAAGAAUAGUGUGAAAAAAGUAUGGAAUUAAAAAUGUUGUUUUUGUUCUAUACGUAUGAAAACUUGAAAAGUA